CGAGGAGGGCCGGAGCGAGCGAGUGUGUGUUUUUGUGUGUGGGUGAAGGCCGGAGCGGCCGGCGGGGGAGAUGAACACCGUCCUGACCCGCGCCAACUCUCUCUUCGCCUUCUCGCUGAGCGUGAUGGCGGCGCUGACCUUCGGCUGCUUCAUCACCACCGCCUUCAAAGAGCGCACGGUGCCCGUCAGCAUCGCCGUCUCGCGGGUCAUGCUGAAAAAUGUAGAAGACUUCACCGGACCUGGAGAAAGAAGUGACCUUGGAAUCAUUACUUUUGACAUUACUGCAGAUCUGCACAGUAUAUUUGACUGGAAUGUGAAACAAUUAUUUCUUUAUUUAUCAGCAGAAUAUUCAACAAAGAACAAUGCUUUGAACCAGGUUGUCCUCUGGGACAAAAUUAUUUUGAGAGGGGAUAACCCAAAGCUGCUGUUGAAAGACAUGAAAUCAAAAUACUUCUUCUUUGAUGAUGGAAAUGGUCUCAAGGGCAACAGAAACAUCACAUUGACUCUUUCAUGGAAUGUCGUACCAAAUGCUGGCAUCCUACCUCUUGUGACAGGAGCAGGACACAUAUCUGUUCCAUUCCCAGAUACUUAUAAAACGGCAAAAAGCUAUUAAAUUAUUAUGCUGAACCUUGAGUAACAUAUUUUUAUACUUGUACAUUAUAAAUUUUAUCGCUUUUUCGUCUCCCGCCCACCUCAAUUCAAAGGUACUGUACUGAGUUUCUUUAGGUUUAGCUGAGAUGGAAGGAAAAUAAUUUGUCUGGUUUGUUUUCAACUUUCAAUUCAAAAAAAUGAACUUGAAAUCUCAAGGAAAGGUGAAUAGUUGUUUUAAAUUUUGGGCAAAAAGUUAUUGUUCUGGUUAUCAGGACAGGUAAUACCUUUCUUACAAAUAAAACUUUUUGAAACCGGAAA
Lacerta agilis (Sand lizard) is the source of this 909-nucleotide messenger RNA. RefSeq names its product signal peptidase complex subunit 3 (gene SPCS3). Gene Ontology annotation, biological process: protein targeting to ER. Gene Ontology annotation, cellular component: membrane; signal peptidase complex. The record is from RefSeq and is a predicted model, not a curated record. Lineage: Eukaryota; Metazoa; Chordata; Lepidosauria; Squamata; Lacertidae. The transcript has 5 exons. The coding region runs from base 71 to 613 and encodes 180 amino acids.